Molecule: messenger RNA, 1629 nt
Organism: Lycium barbarum (goji berry)
Lineage: Eukaryota; Viridiplantae; Streptophyta; Magnoliopsida; Solanales; Solanaceae
Exons: 2
Coding region: 428-1300 (290 amino acids)
Source: RefSeq, a predicted model, not a curated record
GUCAUAUCGUCAUUCCAAUGACUCAUAAGGCUCCUAACAACCAACUCUGAAUGUGUGCUCGCGUCAAACUAUCUUCAAUCUCUUUCUCUAAAGCUAACAAAAAAAAAAUUUCUUUCCUUCUUGUUGGACCCAAGUAGAAGGAUUUUAAUCAUCAAUGAUCCACCAAAUUAGGCAAAUUAAAUUACAUAAAUAAAACAAUAGAGGAAGAGAAGGAAAUUGCGACUAAUAUUCAGAUGGUUAUUUUAACUAAAUGUUGGGACUCUUAGCCGUAGAAUUGCUACAACUGAUGCCAACCUACAACUCACAACUAGAUUCAACCAAUUCCUCCAAGAUCUAUCUUCAUUUCUUCUACCACUCUUUUCUAAAUAUUCACAAUUUUAAUUCACCAAAAAAAAAAAAAAGGUUAACAUAAAAGUAACAUGUAACCAUGAAAAUUCUUAAUUUUGUUUGGAGGAUUGCUGAAAGAAUUGUCCAUUAUACACUUGCGUCCAAGGGAUCAAAUUCAGCAGGCAGAAAAAUGCCAAGACGCCGUCCGUUAUACACUUGUGUAGCUUCCAUAUUUGCUAUAAUCGACAUUGCCUGCAGAAAAGUAGAGGAUUUUAAUGGACCUGUUGGAUCAAUAAUAAAUAAAAUCGCGAGAGGUAUGAGUUAUAUAAUGCCAAUUUUAUACACCAUGCAGUUUCAAUGGCUAUCCGUCCUCUCGUUCGUAGACAAUUGCAUACUUACUUCAGAAAUUGUGAUAGAAAAGUUGUUUCCACCGUCAUCCAGAUUGUUUGAUAAGAUUGAUGAGAUAGCUUAUGCAGCAGAAAACCUACCGGGAAAAUUUGACGAUAUCAUGGAAAAAUUGCCUAUGAUUAUUCAUCAGGUGCCAUUUCUUGAUUGGGCAUUGGUUCAUCUUAUAGCCUGGUUGAAUUUCUGGAUUUCGCGUUUGACUCGUUGGGGAUCCAAUAAUGCUCGGGAGAAAGAUAUAACCAUCGAUGUUGAUCACAAUGAUCAAUAUCUCGAACAAGAACAAGUCAUGGCAAAUGAAAAAUCGGAAUGUGGCCAGGUGGAUGAGAAAAAGAUUGUUGGAUCAGAAAUUCAAGUAGUUGAAGAAGCAGUAAGUCCGGCAAGUUCAUCAACUUGUGAUCCAUUUGAGGACGCGGUUUCAUCUCCAAUAUUUGAUUCUCAUGAAGAUGUAAUCAAAUUAAUUGGAAUUCGAACGACUAAUAAUAAAGGUGAUGUUGGCAAGUGUAGCUACAAGGAGAUGCUAGAGAAAGGAUCUGAAGAAAAGAAAGAGGAGAAUGUGAGCAUAGUUUAGUGAAGAAAAAGGUAGAAGAAGAAAGCAGCAUUAGUAAUGGGGACAAGAUGGAAAAUCCAAAAUUGCAUCUUUUUGACACAAAGCUGGCACAUGAAAUGAAUGAAUAUUGCAGAGAUAAUCUAAUUUCAGUUUCAGUAGCAUAGAUAUGUAUAAUCAAGAAGAAAUUUAUUGUAAGCCAAGCCAAUUUUGAAGGAGAAUAGGCUUGUUCACUAGUGUAAUCAGGAUAAAGGUAGUUCUCAAGGUAGAGUUAAUAAUUUCCGCUCUAUUGUUCGGCUUGUGAAGAAGAGGAAACGGGUGUUUUGUUUUUCCAAUGAGACAAUUUCUUUGAA